AGCGUCUGUGUUUGUGCUUCACUGGGGUAUGUGCUCUCUGCUUUUCUGCUGUUGCUUUUACAAAGCCUUCAUUAAUGCUUUAGGCCAUGACCCAUAUGAACUCAAAAUGGCUCCUUGAAGGUGGGUAUGAAUGGCUUGUCUUGCAUUUUCAUCUGACAGCGACUGAACGCUAAACUUUGAUGUCUUGGACAAACUACGACUUCUGCUUGGGCUGCCAUGGAUUCUGUUCUCUCCAGGUGAAUAUCUCUGAGCAAAUCCCCCCAGAAGGGCUUGUUAAAGCCUGCGGACAUGUGAUUGCCCCCGGACUAUGUCCACAGGAAGUACAGGGAACCAGAGAUAUGUUAGAUGGCACCGGGAAGACAGCGGCGAGGACUAUACAAAAACUGAAGUCUAUGCCAACGAUGACCAGGGCCAGCAACGCCGGCUGACCCCUUUUGAGAAACUUACUCAGGAUAUGUCCCAGCAUCAGAAGGUGGUGAAAGAAUUAACUCUAGGGAAGAGGAUUGGGUUUUACCGUAUCAGAGGGGAAAUAGGGACUGGGAAUUUCUCUCAGGUGAAGCUUGGGAUCCAUUCUCUCAUCAAAGAAAAAGUAGCUAUCAAAAUUCUGGACAAGACAAAAUUAGACCCGAAGACUCAGCGAUUGCUGUCCCGUGAGAUUUCAAGCAUGGAGAAGCUGCACCACCCAAACAUCAUCCGGCUUUAUGAGGUGAUGGAGACUUUGACUAAAGUACAUCUGGUGAUGGAAUAUGCCAGUGGUGGAGAACUCUUUGCUAAGAUCACAACAGAAGGGAAGUUGCCUGAAUUAGACAGCAAGCUUAUCUUCUCUCAGGUCGCAUCUGCUGUGAAACACAUGCAUGAGAACAACAUCAUCCACCGGGACCUCAAAGCCGAAAACGUGUUUUACACCAGUAACACUUGUGUGAAAGUGGGAGAUUUUGGAUUCAGCACUGUGAGCAAAAAGGGGGAAAUGCUAGACACUUUCUGCGGCUCCCCGCCUUAUGCUGCCCCCGAGCUCUUCAGGGAUCAAAGCUACAUGGGUGUUUAUGUGGAUAUCUGGGCUCUAGGAAUCCUUCUGUAUUUUAUGACAACUGGCACAAUGCCCUUCCGAGCAGACACUGUGGCCAAACUGAAAAAGUGCAUUCUUGAGGGAACAUACGUCUUUCCACCAUUCCUGUCAGAACCUUGCCGGAAGCUGAUCCGGGGGAUUCUUCAUCCUGUUGCACCGGAACGCUAUUCCAUUGAGCAUAUUAUGAACAGUGAAUGGAUGAGGGGUGUACAACAUCCAAGGCCCUUGGAGCCGUUUAGACUAGACCCACAGUACUUGGCAGAGAGCGGAGUGCUCCGAGAGGAAGAAGCAGAGGUGAAAAACGUCCUGCACAAGCUGGGAAUCACGGAAGAGCACAUUCGGAAUAACCGCGGGAGAGACUCUCAUAGUGCAAUCACGGGGAUCUACAGGAUUAUUUUGCACCGAGUACAGAAGAAAAGGGCUAUGGAGACUGUCCCUAUUAUUACAGUACCCGAGCCCAGAGACCCAGAGAUAAGGAAAGGUCCUAUUACGUGUCGGGGCCUCAGGCAUUCAUCAAAACUCUGUUUGAUUUUAUAAACCCCAGAGCCAGCCUGGCAUUCAGCACACUUUCUGGAGUCCUUUCUUUGGUCCUACUUUUUUUUUGGGGGGGGGGGGGAGGGUUUUUUUUUUGUAAAUUUGAAAUGAAGUAAAAAAGAUGCCUUAUGAAUUAAAAA
Heteronotia binoei (common prickly gecko) is the source of this 1740-nucleotide messenger RNA. RefSeq names its product NIM1 serine/threonine protein kinase (gene NIM1K). The transcript has 3 exons. Gene Ontology annotation, molecular function: ATP binding; protein serine/threonine kinase activity; tau-protein kinase activity. Bases 308 to 1603 code for a protein of 431 amino acids. The record is from RefSeq and is a predicted model, not a curated record. Gene Ontology annotation, cellular component: cytoplasm. NCBI's taxonomy places the organism in Eukaryota, Metazoa, Chordata, Lepidosauria, Squamata, Gekkonidae. Gene Ontology annotation, biological process: microtubule cytoskeleton organization; protein phosphorylation; intracellular signal transduction.